Wyeomyia smithii (pitcher-plant mosquito) is the source of this 1464-nucleotide messenger RNA. Its product is annotated as palmitoyltransferase ZDHHC16. The record is from RefSeq and is a predicted model, not a curated record. Gene Ontology annotation, cellular component: Golgi apparatus. The transcript has 6 exons. Gene Ontology annotation, biological process: protein palmitoylation. Bases 136 to 1287 code for a protein of 383 amino acids. Gene Ontology annotation, molecular function: palmitoyltransferase activity. Lineage: Eukaryota; Metazoa; Arthropoda; Insecta; Diptera; Culicidae.
AUAUGUAUUGCAAUAUUAGAAAUCAGCGGAUUUAUCUUCCGCUACUUUCUUAAACCAUACUCAAUCUACAGUAUUGUAAUUAGUACCAGUUUGUUUUAAAAUUUAUCCUUGGACAUAUCCUAUUAAUAACCCAUCAUGAGUCGAAUCCGGUGGCGCCUGAAAGAGUUUCCCGUAAAAUUGAUCAAUUGCAUUCGAUUCCGAUACCAGUAUUCCAUUCAAUGUAUCCGAUCACUAACUUACAAUCAUCACAUGAGCCAGUCGUACGCAUCCGAUGUCUGUUUGGAACCGAUUUUCUGGUUUGUUGAUAAUUUCACUCAUCUGCUCGGUCCGUUCUUUGUGUUUGCUGUGGUCUGCCUUACAACCACCGUAGUAUUGAUCUGCUAUUGGAUUGGACUGCCGUAUUGGUGGAAUAAAAGUAAAAAUAUGACCUACUUUCUGCUCAUCGUGGGUCAUUGGUUACUGAUCAAUGUGGUGUAUAAUUUUUACAAAGCGGCAGUUACUUCCCCUGGUGUACCACCUGAGAGGGAAUUAAUAGUUGAGGCUGUUAGUAUAUGUAAAAAAUGCAUAGCACCCAAGCCACCGCGCACUCAUCACUGUUCUGUGUGUAAUAAAUGUAUUCUCAAAAUGGAUCAUCACUGCCCUUGGCUCAACAACUGCGUUGGCUACGGAAAUCACCGCUAUUUUUACUUGUACAUGCUCUACACUACUUUGGGAGUACUAUUUAUAAUAGGCUUUGGAUUUGAGCUUGGAUAUAACGUCCUUAUAGUAGGGGAUGGAGAAGGUUGGAAUGAAGUUGAACCACUACACGGACAUCCAGUUCGAUUCAAUCUUUCUGGACAUAUUAUCCCUGUGACAGAGAUGAAUGACUAUUUAAAUGAUGGUUUGGAACCCGCAAAACAUGAUUUACCGAUACCUCAUGAAUACAAUAGUAACGCCAUCAAACAUCGAGCUAUAAUAUUUAUGGCCCUGAUUAAUGUUGCUACACUGUUCGCUCUCGGGGCUUUAACGGCAUGGCAUAGCUCGCUAAUCACCCGUGGAGAGACGAGUAUUGAAGCCCACAUCAAUAAGUCUGAAACUAAACGGCUUCAAGCACUAGGAAAACCUUAUGAAAAUCCAUACAAUUUUGGUCCCCGGCGUAAUUGGAGGCUUUUCCUUGGUCUAGUUCGGAAGCGGACCUGGUGGAGACACGUAUUGUUACCAUCCGGUCAUAAACCUGAGGGAAAUGGACUGAGUUGGUUAACGAUAAAUGACUUUGCCGCGAUCGAUGGCGAGGACGAGUGGCCGUAGUCGUUCAGUCCGUGUAGUCUCGAGGCCCAUUCGCUAUAAUCCAAUCUUACCACAUAACUAGUCUUUGAAAUAAUCUCGAUCUCUAGCUUAUUUGUUUUGCAACUAAUAGAUACACUAAUUGUGGGCAAUAAUGUGAAAUUAUUUUGCUCUAUUAAAAGUCAUUGUUCAUCAUUUUCA